UUGAAAUGUUGCCUUUUUAUGGAAUUUGUAUAUUAAUGUUUCUAAAAUUUUCAACGGCUGACGAGAGUAAUGAAGUUUAUGUAACCGAUUUAAUAAAGGAAUUUGGUUUACCGGAAUUACCACCCGGCGUAGCAGCCGUACCAGGUAUUUGUGACACCGGAAUGUAUAAUUAUCCACCAGCCUAUCGAAUAACAAAAGAUGCCAUUUUAACCGUGCAAACGGCCGAAGUUUUCCCCUAUGGUUUCCCUACAGACUUUUCUAUAGUUUUAGCUUUACGCAGUAAUCGCACUAAUCAGUUAAAAGCUCCAGUUUUUACUAUUUAUUCAGAUGAAAGUGAGGAAAUUUUGUCAUUGGCAGUGGGUACUGAAAUCACUUUAAGUUAUGAACAAAUUGAUGCCAAUUUUAAACAACGUAAUAAUAUAAAUUUCGGAAUUGGUAUCAAUGAUCAUAGUUGGCAUCGUCUUGGUGUUAGUGUUAAAGGUACAACGACCACUUUAAACUUAGAUUGUACAAAGCAAAUAACAAGACGAGUGCAACGUUCUUUUGGAAGUUCGAUAGCAACCAACGGGCUUAUAUUGACUGGUGUACAGAUGAGCAGUGAUGAUGGUUUUUUUACUGGUGAUAUCCAAAUGAUGGCCAUUGUAAACACACCCGAGGCUGGUUUUGAAGUUUGCACUAAGUACGUACCCGAAUGUUUGGAAUCUUCUGAGACAACUACCAAAUUUCCUACACCAUCCAAUCUUGCUUUAGGCAGAGAAACUGCUAAUUCAUCCCUCAUAGGGAUACCUCCUUACCAGCGUCAUCAAGUCAAUAUUAGCAAUUAUCAUUCGGAACCAUACGAUUUUAGCGUAGUUGGAUAUUUUCCUGAUGAAAAAAGAUAUUUAACUGAAAGCGACGAUAAAAAUUUUACUGGUGAAACUGAAACCACACGUGUUGGUGGGGACGGUAGGACAGUUUCUUCGGAAUUAACUUCUGUGGAAUUAGUGACAUCGGCUUGGGAUUAUGAAGAUAUCAUACCUGGCUCUGUGACAGAAGAAUCUGUGGGUAAUGACUCAUUUUUGGGCGAUCCUGUUGACAUUGGCAUUAGUAGUAGCUCCCCCUGUUAUCCUGGACCCCGUGGUUAUACUGGUCUUCCAGGAUCGCAGGGUGAUCGCGGUCCAAAGGGUGACUCUGGUAGGGAUGGUUUACCUGGAAUGCCUGGCAUUCAAGGAUCACCAGGUCACGUUUUUGUGGUGCCGACAUCUCACGCUGGAAAUGAGAAAGGUCCUGACACGCAGGCAGAGGCCUUGCGUCAAAUGAUAUCUCAACACAUGAUGGCCUUACGCGGAUCUGAAGGUCCCAUGGGUCUGACUGGUCCUUCCGGUCCAGUCGGUCUUACCGGUCCACAAGGAGAAAAAGGUGAGCCAGGUGAUGCUGGCGAGCCAGGGUUGCGGGGAUUAAGAGGUCAAGCUGGACCGCAAGGACGCGAGGGUCGUCGCGGUCGUUCUGGUCGGGAUGGAGAACGUGGUGCUCAGGGCCCACAAGGGCCUAAAGGUGAGGUGGGACUAAUGGGUCCCAUUGGUAUACCCGGCGAAAAAGGUCAUCGCGGAGCUCCGGGCCAAAGAGGUGAGAAAGGACAGCAAGGAGUAGAAGGUCAACCAGGUGAGGAAGGUCCUGCUGGUCUACCCGGUCUCUCUGGUGAAUUGGGUCCACGGGGUUUUCCUGGUCCGCGAGGCUUUCCAGGGUCUGCUGGAGCUCCUGGACCGCAAGGUACUGAAGGUCAGCCAGGAGCAAAAGGUAAUUCCGGGCCUGUUGGACAGACGGGUCAGCCUGGACAAACAGGGCCUCCAGGAGCUAUAGGUUCUCCAGGACCUCAAGGAAAAUCUGGAUUUCCCGGUAUACCGGGGCCAAGUGGAAAGUCCGGUUUGCCUGGCUUGCCAGGAGCAGAUGGUUCCCCUGGUAUGCCUGGUUCACCGGGCGCAAUGGGACCCAAAGGUGACCAGGGUUUGCAAGGUGUGCAAGGGUCGGUUGGCUUUCCUGGUUCUCGUGGAGCAAAGGGGGAUGAUGGUCCUCGUGGUUUAUUAGGAGAUAAAGGCGAUACGGGAGAGCGUGGAGUAGACGGUGAUAAAGGCGAUAGGGGUUCUCCAGGGGAACGCGGCCCAGCAGGUGUCCCGGGACCGCCAGGGAUAGAGGGGCCUGAGGGGCCAAAAGGAUUUGAGGGUCCACGGGGAGAAAUGGGUCCUCCAGGAUCUCCUGGUGAAAAAGGAAAACAAGGUCUUCAAGGAUUCCAAGGUUAUCCGGGGCCUUCAGGUGAUAAAGGUGAUAAGGGAGAUGCAGGCGCUACUGGUCCAGUCGGAGUAAAAGGUGAACGUGGACCGCAGGGAACCACUGGUGAAAGAGGCGAAAUUGGCCCUAGAGGAUUUAGAGGUUCGCGUGGUAAAAGAGGUAGUGAUGGUAACCCUGGUCCAAAGGGAGAUACUGGCCAACCAGGACCAUCGGGACCACAAGGUGAAAGGGGUCCUCAGGGUGCGGAGGGUCCUAGGGGUUUUAUUGGCAUGCCAGGUGCACCAGGAGUUGAUGGGAAAUCAGGAGUUCAAGGACCUUCUGGAGAAAGAGGACAACCGGGCGAAUCAGGAAAACCGGGACCACCUGGCGAGCCAGGAGUGAUUGGACCUCGCGGAGCUCCAGGAGAAAUGGGUCCCAUAGGUGAGCCUGGAAUUCCUGGAUUGCCCGGACAGCCGGGAGAAGCUGGAAUACCGGGCGAGGCUGGGAAGGAAGGCCUACCAGGUCCUCCGGGACCAAUGGGUGGUACUGGUUCUCAAGGUCCUACGGGGUUACCAGGAUUUCCCGGCGAACGCGGCCAUCAAGGUCAACCGGGCUUGCCAGGUUUUAAGGGUGAGCAAGGUUUGACCGGCGCUUCUGGUCCACCAGGGGAUAAAGGUGCAAUAGGAGAGCCUGGCUCCCCAGGUCUUCAGGGCGUGCAAGGUGGAACAGGCCCUCCAGGAAAUGCAGGAGCAUCAGGAGCUAAGGGCGAAACAGGUGAGAGAGGGUUAAUAGGACCUGCUGGCAGAGAUGGGGUUGCAGGAGUAAGAGGUUUGCCAGGUCCACCAGGACCAAUUGGCACUCCUGGUGAAGAUGGCGAUAAAGGAGAUGCAGGACUGCCGGGUGAGAAAGGCUUAAAAGGCAAUCAAGGUGAUAUGGGACCCUUGGGUUCCCCUGGUUCACAAGGCCCCAGAGGGGAAGCUGGUCCCCCAGGAGGACCAGGAGAAAGAGGCCCGCCUGGUGAACAGGGUCAUAGAGGUAUUAAGGGUGAAGACGGUGUUCCUGGCAUGACCGGCUCGGCAGGAAAACUUGGAUUGCAAGGCCUUCCUGGUCCAGCAGGCAUAAAAGGUGAACGAGGUGAUGAAGGAAUGAUGGGACCUGUAGGUCCAUUAGGCCCACCAGGUGAACAAGGGCGAAGAGGAACAAAGGGAUCUGCCGGUUUACCUGGAAAGCCGGGUCCACGCGGUUCUCCUGGUUUACCUGGAAUUGAUGGGCCACAAGGAGCUCAAGGUCCAAUUGGUCCUCCUGGUAUGCAGGGUGAGAAAGGGCCUCUGGGACCUAAAGGUGAAGAAGGAAAGUCCGGCCCUGAAGGAUCGCCAGGAAAACAAGGCGUACAAGGCCCUGAAGGUCCUAAAGGAGACAUUGGUCCAAGAGGGUUUCCCGGCUCGAAAGGCGACUAUGGCUUAAUGGGUCCUAAAGGAGAAGACGGUUUGGAGGGAGAAGAAGGAAAGCCGGGUCAGGCGGGACAACCAGGUGAACCAGGUCCACAGGGCACAGUAGGUGAGCCUGGUUCACCGGGGAAACAGGGACCUGAAGGACCGCCAGGACCCCAAGGUUCCAUAGGAUCAAAUGGUGAAAAAGGUGACAAAGGAGAUGUAGGACCAACUGGUCCAGAUGGACUGAGUGGACCGCAAGGUCCGCCAGGCUUAACUGGUCCUCAAGGUGUAAGUGGCAAACCGGGACCCGUCGGGGAAACUGGGCUUCCAGGUCUAAUGGGUGUUGAAGGCAGAGAAGGGCAGGUCGGUUUGCCAGGCAUUGCUGGUCCAAAAGGUGACCGUGGACGUAGAGGGCAAAAAGGUCAUCGUGGAGAACUUGGUAUUGUAGGCCUUAAGGGAGAACAAGGAGAGAAAGGUGACCGCGGCCUAAGAGGAGUACAGGGAAGCGAGGGACCUAAAGGCGAUCCCGGACCUAUGGGUAUGGAAGGACCUAAGGGAAAUGAAGGACCUACAGGAUUAGCGGGGCCAAAUGGACCACCUGGUCCAAAGGGAACGGAAGGGAACACAGGAAAUAAAGGAGAAAUGGGACCUAUUGGGCCGCCUGGACCCCCUGGAGCACCAGUUGAAGCUCCUCUCAUACCACCUGAGUUAUUGUUCCAAAUGCAACAAUAUUCGUCAACUAAAUCCCAAAUUAGACGUAGGCGAGACGUCGACGCAUCAAUAUCGAUAGACGAAGACGAAGAUGUAAAUGAAUUGAUGGGGGCACUGCCCCCUCCAGAGCCUGUCGUUUCCACGGAAAAGAAGAGAGGCAAAAAAAAAAGAAGAAGAAAGUUCAACGGUAAUGAUUCGAAUUCCAAAAUUGCGAAUGUAUAUAAAAUCAUUUACCGUAUAAGUAAGGAGAUGGAUAAAAUGCGCAAGCCUUCUGGAGUACAAGAUAAUCCUGCGCGAACAUGCAGGGACUUGUUUUUUGCUCAUCCUCAAUUUAAAGAUGAUUGGUAUUGGAUUGACCCGAAUGGUGGUAUGUCGGAUGAUGCUAUUUACGUUUUUUGUAAUAUGACGGCCAAAGGGGAGACUUGCAUUUCUCCAGACACGCAGACAGCCGAACUUCCACUUGUGCCUUGGCGGAACGUCGGCGAAAAACGAUGGUUUUCCAAACUGCAGGGGGGCUCUCAAAUCACUUACGACGCUGUAGGCACAGUGCAAUUGACAUUCUUACGCAUAAUGUCAGAGAGAGCUUAUCAAAAUUUUACGUUUUAUUGUCAAAACGUAAUAGCUUGGCAUGAUCGUUCACGUGAUAAUUAUGAAAAGUCGUUGAAAUUUAUGGCCGAUAAUGAAAUGGAAAUAACACAUAACAGCUUAGAAGUUCAAAAGGAAAUUGUUAAGGAUGAUUGUGAGUUGGCAUUUGCUAGUGGAAUCACACAGCUUGAGUUCAAAACUAAACGCUUAAAUUACUUACCUAUUAUCGAUUUUUUCCCCAAGGAUUAUGGCAAUGACGACCAAGCUUUCGGCUAUAAAGUUGGGCCUGUGUGUUUUAUAUAAUCUGACACUAGUUCUGCUAGACUCUUUGUAUACCAUUUUUAGUUAGACAAUUUCUAGCUUUAAGCUAUAAUUAGAUUUUCUAUUUGACUGCCAGAAAUUUUAAGUGAAAAAUAGUUAGGAAUAGUGUAGAAAUUUACAAGCAUUUAUAUUUUAUGUAAAAACGUAUUU
Messenger RNA from Glossina fuscipes, 5444 nucleotides. Its product is annotated as collagen alpha-1(V) chain-like. Bases 6 to 5276 code for a protein of 1756 amino acids. Gene Ontology annotation, molecular function: extracellular matrix structural constituent. The record is from RefSeq and is a predicted model, not a curated record. The transcript has 10 exons. Lineage: Eukaryota; Metazoa; Arthropoda; Insecta; Diptera; Glossinidae.